Oryzias melastigma (Indian medaka) is the source of this 1983-nucleotide messenger RNA. RefSeq names its product gap junction protein beta 3 (gene gjb3). Gene Ontology annotation, biological process: cell communication. Bases 243 to 1112 code for a protein of 289 amino acids. Gene Ontology annotation, cellular component: connexin complex. The record is from RefSeq and is a predicted model, not a curated record. The transcript is spliced from 2 exons. Lineage: Eukaryota; Metazoa; Chordata; Actinopteri; Beloniformes; Adrianichthyidae.
GUUCCUCAGACUCCUCCCACAGGCGCAGUUCUCCACACAGAGGCGAAUACCUGCUGGAAGCAGCCAAGUUUGUGCGCUAAAACACACAAAAACUAGCUUUAAACCAUCAACAGUGUGUUAGUUACACUCAUUCAGAAGAUACAUUGGAAGUAGUUAUGGAUUUUUACAUUUGAAGAAAAAUCUUCCAGCUGAAAGAGAAGAAUUCCAGAUAUUCCAGAGAUAUUUGAUCAGCAGCCCAGAAGAUGGACUGGAAGACCUUCCAAGCUCUCCUCAGUGGGGUCAACAAGUACUCCACUGCGUUUGGGCGGCUGUGGCUGUCGGUGGUGUUCGUCUUCAGGGUGAUGGUGUAUGUGGUGGCAGCCGAGCGGGUGUGGGGGGACGACCAGAAGGACUUUGACUGCAACACCAAGCAGCCGGGCUGUUCCAACGUCUGCUACGACCACUUCUUCCCCAUCUCCCACAUUCGCCUGUGGGCCCUGCAGCUCAUUUUCGUGACCUGCCCCUCCUUCAUGGUGGUCAUGCACGUGGCGUACCGGAAUGACCGUGAACGUAAGCACAAGGCCAAGUUUGGGGAGGACAGCAAGCUCUACAAUAACACGGGGAAGAAACAUGGCGGCCUGUGGUGGACGUACCUAAUCAGCCUCUUCGCCAAGACGGGCAUCGAGAUCGGCUUCCUCUACAUCCUCCACCGCGUCUACGACAGCUUCGACCUGCCCAGACUGGUCAAGUGCGAGGUGAUGCCUUGUCCCAACGUGGUGGACUGCUACGUAGGACACCCCACCGAAAAGAGGGUCUUCACAUACUUCAUGGUGGGGGCAUCGGCCCUCUGCGUCGUCCUCAACAUCUGCGAGAUCAUCUAUCUCAUCUCCAAGCGCAUCGCGAGAAUCGCGCACAAGAUCAAGCAGCACCGCCGCCAUGUUGCCGUCUACCACGAUCAGUACAACAACCACAUGAGGAGGAGCAAUCUGCAGAUUUCAAAGGAAGAGGAGAAGGAUGACAAAGACUUGCCUCCAUCCUUCAACAAUCUCUAUAAUUUACCACAGAGGCCACUUGGACCCUCGCUCGAAAAGAAGAUCCGAGCCUCUGCUCCGAAUUUGUCUUUGCAGUUGUAAUGAUCAUCACCCCAAAGAGCAGACGCCAAACGGUUUUUGGAUUUAAUCCCCUCACAAAUGAUUCAUGGGCCAAACUGCAGCAUAAGUCUGGAAGUUAAGCCAUCAGGACUGAAUCCUUCACUUCUGACUGAAAGAAUCAUUUCAACUCGGGUUUUUUCAAAUCAACUUCACAGAUCUGCUCUAAAAACACAUAUUUAUUUGUCUCCAUGAACGGUUUUUCUACUUGAACUCGUGGCGGUGCGCCUCUUGACUUCUGCCCCAACGAACAUUCCAGUUGAUCUUGUUUCAGUCUUUUUUGUGAUUGGAGAUUAUAAGGGAGGGGAAAAGGAAGGGAAAAAAACAGUCACUUAGGACACACCUGGCAGAGGUAUUCAGAAGUCUUUGGUCGUCUCCGUGGUGACGCAUCUCAAGCUCUCUUGAGGGCUUGGCUGGUUCCUCUCAAUGGGCCUUUAAAUGAUUCCUCCCAUCAAACUUUACGACGUCACCCGACUUGAUUGAGGAGGUGAAACAGUCGGGAAGCUCCAGAAAGUCAGUUUGCUGGAAAACUGCAAUACUUGAAGAUUGUUAAAUAAUUGCAAAAAAAAAAAAAAAAGUUUCUAUUGCAUUUCUUGUUUAUUACUCCUUUAAGUGUCAUCAGCAGGCAUGUUGCCAAAGUCUCAGGUCUGUGCAUCAGUUUUUGUGCUUGUACAGUUUCUUUUUAUCCAAAUCCAUCAAAAACAUCCUUUAAAUGUGGCGUCUGAGUGCAACACAGACGGGUGUUUUAAUAAACUGUGGUAUGCAAUUUUCACACAGGUGGGAUACAUGUUUUUGUGCAAUUAUUUGUAUUUUGUAUAAAAUUGUAUAAAUGGAAAUACAUUAAAAGGAAUGUGUG